AUAUACCGUUGGUACUAUAAUUUCUUGUUAUUUGGGUAUUUUUAAAACUUUAAAAACUUAUUUUUAAAUGGUAUAUUUGAAGUAAAAAUUAUAAAAUAAACAGCAUUUCAAGAUUUCAAGUACGAAAAAUGAAUAAAGAUGUGAAAUUACCGCCGAGAUAUGCCAAGACAAGCAAGUAAAUGUCGUGAAUGGGAGAAAGAUAGGAGGAAUCGAUUGAAUAAUUCCUUUUCGGAACUUAGCAAAAAGUUACCAUGUUAUCAACCGUCAUUGAACAUCAGCAAAAUCGAAAUCCUACAAAAAGCUGCUGGUUACAUCGAUGAACUUGAUACUCAAGUUAAAGAUUUGUUGGCUAAUAAUGCUCCGAAAGCAACGUGUGAGAAAAUUAAAAAACUACGUGAUCAAAUAAAAAAAUUAUUAAUUCGUAAUGAACAACUUUGUAAUCUUCUUAAAGAUGCUGGAAUUAGAUAUCCAUCAGAAUGCGGCCUUGUUAAGUUUAAGACACCCAAAAAAUGGGCGAACAAAAUUACACAAGAUCAAGCGAAAGCUUUGGCAGACAAAGAAGCCCAAAAGGAAAAUAACCAUAGUAAUACGAUCAAAGAGAAAAGAAGCGAUAAGUUAAAAAAGAAAAACAGCAGUUUAAAAUCGGUCCAAAAAGCUAGAGUAAAACGGAAGGAACAUAAAAAGCUUGUACAAUCAGCUUUUAGGUUAAACAUUGCGCAAAGUAAUUUGUUAAGUCUAGUCACAACACAAUCAUGUUUUAUAAUUACUAAUACACCAAAAGCAUCACAAACUGGUGUUACCAAAACAACAACAGUAUUAACAGAUUCAAGAAUAUUAUCAACACCAUUAGUAGCCUCAAAUAUAAGACCAACGGGCACAGUAUUUGUAGCCAAUAACAACCUUUUACCUACAUUUAUUCAUCAACCGGCAUUAGUUCCAACUCCAAUUUUAGCAACAAAUCCUGUAAUUGUAAAUACGCCGUUGCCACGUGCCGAAAAUAUAGUUCCUACAAUUUUAACCAGUUCCAUUCUCGUUAAUACAACCGUCACAAAUAGUAAUACCGUUCCAAUUAAAAUCGACCGUACUCAAAAAGUUCCUGUGUCUAACACUACUUUAGUUACAGUUAAUGGAACGCCUACGUGUUUAAACGUAAAAACCGCUUCUAAUAAAAAUAAUCAAAGUGUUUCAUCGUCUUUGGUGAGUUUACCAAAAAUUACGACGACGAAAACUUUGCUACCCUUACGACCCAAAGCUCAUACUUGUACAACUCAGGCUAAUAAAGUUCCAAUUCCAGCGUUAAGUGCUGAUUAUAAAAAGUGUUUGUUGAGAUCGAUUAAUUUGAAUACGAAUGUGGUGAGCGGCGUUAAAACUUAUUUAAGUAAAAAAAAGGAAGAAAGUAAAUAUAGGGGACCACAAAAGGUUGUAAUUAAACAAAAUGUAGUAUUGAAAAAUAAAAAUAAUAAUGAAAAAAAGGGUGAAAUUAAAAAGAAUCAAAAAAAUCGUUUAAAUGAAACGGAUGUUGAACAAAAUAAAAAAUUGAUUAAUCACGAAGAAGAUAUUUCCCCACCGAGUGAGAAAAAAAUUAAAUUAAGUGAUGAAAAAGAUGAUGGUAAUAAAAAGAAUCCUACCACUUUAACGUAUUCAAUCGUUUCACUUUGCACAACUACUUUAACUUCAACUUCAAUUUUAAAGGAACAUGGUUCUCAAGAUUUAUUAACAACGCCAAAAAUCGAACCUGAAAAAUUAUCUGAAAACAAAAAUGAACAUAAAAAAGCUGUCAAUAUUGCAGUGGAUUCUUUACAUUCUGAACAAAAAGAAAGUGGAAUUGAAGAGCAUCCUGAAAUUUUAGGACAAAAAUGUGAAGUUUUAGAAAAACAACCUGAUAUUGCAGAAACUAAAUCUGAAAUUUUAGUAAAACAAUCUAAAAUUUUAGAAAAACAAUCUGAAAUUGUAGUUAAAGAAACUGAAAUUUUAGAUAAAGAAUCAGAAAUUUUAGACAAACAAUCUGAAAUUUUAGAAAAGCAACCUGACAUGUUAGAAAAACAAGCACUUUUAGAGAAACCCUCAGAAAUAACACUUCAAGACACACUAACACAAAAAGACGUUGAAUUUAAAGUACCUGAAUUAAACGAUCCUUUAGGUCACUCAGAGCUUUCAAAUGAUAUUUUUGCUUCGUUAUCUCACGUAGCUACUGGUGGACAAAAUCCAGAAUCAACUUCACCAACUGCAGCGUUUUUGUUAGCUUUCCCUCUAGUUUCUUCGUUAAAUUCAUUAAAAGUAACUGAAGUAAUCGAAGAUGAAGCGACAGAAAGUCAAAGAGAAACCCCAACCUUACUUCAAAUUGGAACGAUGGAUUCGACCAAAACAACUCAAAGUCAAAGCGAUACUUUAACACCGAGUUUAUUAAAUUUAGAUAAUUUUUCGUUUUUCCCUAAAGAAUUUUAUCCGAGUUUCGAUAUGAUUAAUACAAAUAAUUCGGAUAAUAUAACUAGUUUAAAUAAUAAUUCCGAUGCAAUAAAUACUUCUUCAAGUUCACAAGUCUCGAUUGUUAAAAAAACUUCUAUUUCUAGUAUUCAAAGUAAUUGUACAACAACAAAUUCUAAUAAUAGUGGGGUGAUAAAUAAGAUUUCAUCUUCGGGAAUUUCAAUUCAAAGUAAUCCGCUCCCGAUUAUGUCUACUUCUUCGUCUUCUUCGAGUGUUAAUGGAAAAGCAAUAAAUACAACAAUUUCAAGUAAUUUGCCACAAAAUAAUGGUAAUAUUAAUAACACAAAAGUAAUUUCUAAAAAGCAAGAGUUUGAGGUUGCAAAAGUAACUUCAUCAUCUCAAGUUUAUUCAGUUGCUAAAAGUGUAACGACUCAUUCUAUAUCGAAUAUCUCAUCUAUAAAAGUUGAAAGAACUCAAAAGAAUGAAAAAUUUUCUAAUUCUCACACUAUGCCUUCUUCAGUUAAUUACCCACCAAAUAUAAAUUAUGAUUUUUCUUACAACAAUUCGUUUUUUUCAUCUGAAGCUGCUCCUCAAACGAAUUCUAUUGUUCCAAAUGAAAAAGAUAAACUUAAAUCGGAUAAGAAAAAUUCUUGUUUCUAUCCAGCAACAACUACAAGUUAUUCUUUAACAAAUCCAACUACAAAUUAUUGUUUACCACCUGUAACAACAAUUUCUUAUUCAUUACCAAUAACGACAGCUCCUUAUGUGACGGUUACAACGACGUCUUAUUCUUUACCAGUUGUUACAACCAUUAGUCAAUAUAAUACAUUUAAUCCUUUUACGGAUUUACCAUUAACGAAAUCUUCGUCCUAUACAUCAUCGAUUACUUCAAAGUCUUACAAUGAUAUGUUGAAUACUACAAAUACUUAUUCGUACAGUUAUGGAGAUAAUUUAAAUACAACUACUUUUUCUGCAACUAAUUCUAAAUGCGGAAAAGAUAAAAAUUAUUACAGUUUUAAUUAUGACAAUUACGAAUAUAAAGAGUUUUCUAAACCUUACGAACCUGUUAGAAAUCAAUACAAUCAACCUUAUUGUUAUAAUAAUACGCAACCAAAUCAACAAAUGAAAGAAAAAAGUGUCAAACCUUCAAGCAAUACGAAUAAUACGAGUUCAUCUAAUACAAGACCUCCAGUUAAUUGGAUGACUACUCCAGAUGUGCGUCAACAAUCGCAGGAUUUUAUACCAUUUUCAAAAGAAAUGGAUUUUACACCAGGGACGGUUUAUCCCUCAUUUUCCUCCGUAACUCAAAGUAGUUACUUUAAUAAUAAUUCAUACACAAAUACUUUAGCAAAUGAAUUUACAUCGUCUUUUCCUGAAACGCGAAAAAUUGAUAGUUUCUCGUCUAUGCCUAAUACAUUUCAAAGAACGGACGAAGAAAAUCAAUUUUCUUGGUCACCAUCGAAAUUGCCGCAUAUGCUCGAUCCGCCUCAUGGUUUUAUGUCGAAUACUUUACCAACUUUAGUAGGAGAUUUAGCAUUAGGAAAUCAACCUUUAUUUCCAGAACAAAAAGAUAAAAGCAGAACUAAAGAUGUUAAAAGAAAUAAAUUGCAAAAUAGUUUUGAUUCGACGCAGAAUUUUCUGUCUGUUAGCCAAUUGGUUGAUCAUUCCAAAACUAACGAUGGAAAUUCUAAUAGAAUUCCGAAUAGACGAAGUAGUGGAAGUGGUAGUAGAAAUAAUUCGAAUAAGAAUUCUAAAUCUGCUAAAAGAAGCACUAAAAACGAAAAUAACACAAAAGAUGUGCAAAGUUAUAAUAAAUUAUCAAGCGGAGAAACCAAAAUUAAACAUCAAAGUCAAUCAAACGAUUUUAAUUCGAAUCAAAGUAAUAAUAAUGGUAAUAAUGAAUGGAAUCCGUUAGGGAGUAAUAAUAACAAUAAUAAAAAUAGAAACGUUAAGAAUCCUUCAAGUAGUUAUUCAGCUGAAGCUUUAAUUGGACAUCAAAACAACGAUAUUAGACAAAGAAAUCAACAAUCAAGUUAUAAUCCGAUUGUAAAUAAAUCUUUACCAGUUCCGUUUUUAGCCGAAAAUCUUUUACCGUAUUUCCCCCCAGUUGAUAUCCAACAAGAAAAUAAUUUACUCCCUCAAAAUCAAACGUUUGGACACAAUCUAAAUCAAUCCAGUACUUUUGGACAUAAUUUCACAGCGACAAUUCAAAAUAACGUUUACUCAAACAAUUCUUUCGUCCCAACUAAUUUUAAUUUACCUGAUAUUGGUAAUACAACUGAUUACAAUGCUGGAAUUAUCGAUAAUACUUUUGGGCACGUUGUUCCAAAACCCCCACCAGAAAGAUUUAACAAAUCCAAAAAUGCAGAAGAAAAAAGAAUCGUUCAAUCUAACAAUAGUUGUUCGUUAAAUCAAUUAUCAACGUCAAAAAAAUCUAAUAAGAAAAAAACGGUUGAACCUACUCUUCCUGGCUUAGUCGAUUUUAGUUUUCUUCCAAUGCCCGCAGCUAUUAAUUCUCCAAUUCUUCCCGACGAUUUCCAUUCGCAUACUAAUUUUCUGCCACCUCCACCCACACCAACCCAAUUAUAUCCAUGUAAAAACCCUUUGUACACCAAACCAACAUCGGAUUUAAGCCACAAUUUGUUGCCUUUACCACCGGUUACAAGACCGGGGGUACCACAUCCGGAAAUAUCACCUUCAUUAAACAGCGUUGGAUCUAGUUUAACCAAUUUCAAUUUGAGUACAAUAUUUCCUGAGAUAAAUAAGGGUUCCAAUAUUUUGGAUAAUAUGUAUCCUGAUGCAAAUAAAUCAAAGGAAUAUUCUUCCCAUCGUGAUUUUUUGGGAACCUCACAAGUUCCAUUUUCAAAAUCUAACCCGACAAUGAGCUAUAUUCAUUUAACAUCUACUAAUAAUACAAAUUAGCGAUUAGGUUAAUGUUUAUGGUAUUUGUAAUUUAUUAGUGAGUAAUUUAAUUAAGAAGAUUUCAGAUGUAUAUAAGUAUAAUGUGUAUUAAGAAUUACUAAAUUAGAGAAAAAGUAACCGAAAACAUUAUAAGUUAAAGUUGUACCAAUCUAGUUGUGCAACAUUAUUCAAAUGAACGUUUGAACCUGUUCAGGAGACUUAUUAUGAGUGAAUGUUGGUUUUUUAGUUCUAGGAUGAAAUAAAAAUAAAACAGCUUCAAUAAUCUAUAAAAUUUUAUAGAACAUAUUUGAUAAAGAUUUAAAUAUGCAAAAACUUGUAGAGAUACUAUACACAGGUGUAUAUAAAAGAUGCCACAUUUUGGAUAAUCCUGUUCAUUUGGUGGUCAGUGUAUUGAUUGAGUCAUAUUGUACCUGAUUAUUAUAAGAUUCUUAAUAAACGUAAAAUAAUUAUAAAAAAAAA
This is a messenger RNA of Onthophagus taurus, 5805 nucleotides long. RefSeq names its product SUN domain-containing protein 2. Lineage: Eukaryota; Metazoa; Arthropoda; Insecta; Coleoptera; Scarabaeidae. Gene Ontology annotation, molecular function: protein dimerization activity. The record is from RefSeq and is a predicted model, not a curated record.